CGUCGUUUUAUAAAUUCUCUAUUUCUCGCCAUCUUUUCUUUGUCUUCUCUCUCUCUCCUUCUCUUUCUGAAGGGUUUAGCGGCGCUUUCAUAGUUGCCGGCGGGAGUAACAGCCGUCCGUUUGGUUUGAUCGAAGUCGAAUUUAAGUUUUUUGUUUUGUUAUUGCUUUUUAAUGCGAGGAAUAAUUGGUUGAUUAAUUUUGUUGAUUGAGUUAAUUUAGGGUUUGGUCGGUGGGUGAAGAUUGGAAAGAAGAAAAUUAGACGUGUUUUUUGUGUAAUGUGAGUUGAAAUUAGGGAUUUUGGUUCUAAUUGAGUGAAGGAAUUUGUGAGUUAGACAGGAAAGGUUGCUAAUUUGGGAAUUUUUUGGUGUAUGUAAGGCGUCAUAUUGGCGAUCCUAAUUUGGAAGGUUUGGAUCUGCAAGAUUUGGGUAAAACAAACAGCCAAAAAGAGCAAGUUGAUUUUAUGAUUUACUCACCAUAACGGGUGCUACAUUGAUAGAAAAAGAAUAAAAAUAAAAGUCGCCAUUCCCAUUUUUUUGGAUGUGUAAAUGUGCAGGGUAGAGAAGAGUGAGAGAAAAAGAGAGAUGGGAGGAGGAGGGAUUUUUAAGGGAGAAAAGCAGCAUCAACUGAAGAGUGGUGGUCGUUCCAGAACGAAGCUUUGGAUGAUAAGGGCUACGACGUCAGUUUUGCUCUGGACUUGCAUAGUUCAGUUAACGGCAAUUGGUGAGACUUGGGGUCCUAGAGUCUUGAACGUUUGGCCACCUUGUUUUAACCGCGAGUCCGACGCAGCCUCUGCCAUUGUUCAGGAUAAGGUUCCAUCUGUUCCUGCGCGUGUUCUCCCUCCUAAGAGGGUCUAUAAGAACAAUGGUUACCUGAUGGUUUCGUGCAAUGGAGGUCUCAAUCAAAUGAGAGCGGCGAUUUGUGAUAUGGUAGCUAUUGCGAGGCAUUUGGAUGUCACCCUUAUAGUCCCUGAACUGGAUAAAGCCUCCUUCUGGGCUGAUCCCAGUGAAUUCCAAGAUAUAUUUGAUGUGGAUCAUUUUAUUACAUCAUUGAGAGAUGAGGUCCGGAUAUUGAAAGAGUUGCCUCCUAGACUCAAGAGGAGAGUGGAACUAGGAAAAGUUUAUUCCAUGCCCCCAGUUAGUUGGUCCGAUAUAUCCUACUAUCAUAAUCAGAUUCUACCUCUGAUACAGAAGUACAAAGUUGUACAUCUGAACAGAACAGAUGCUCGACUUGCCAACAAUGGUCAACCGUUGGAGAUUCAGAAACUCCGUUGCCGUGUAAAUUUUAGCGCUCUAAGAUUUACUACUCAAAUAGAGGAGUUGGGUAAAAGAGUUAUCAGACUCCUAAGACAGAAUGGUCCUUUCCUGGUACUUCACCUUAGAUAUGAAAUGGACAUGUUGGCAUUUUCUGGCUGCGCUCAAGGUUGUAAUAAGGAGGAGGUAGACGAACUGACAAGGAUGAGAUAUGCAUAUCCUUGGUGGAAAGAGAAAAUUAUAAAUUCCGACUUAAAGAGGAAAGAUGGAUUGUGCCCUUUGACACCUGAGGAAACUGCUCUUACUUUGAGGGCCCUGGACAUCGAUCCUAGUAUGCAGAUUUAUAUUGCUGCUGGUGAAAUAUAUGGUGGACAAAGGAGAAUGGCAAGUCUUGCUGCAGCUUAUCCAAGAUUGGUCAGAAAGGAAACUCUGUUGGAGCCAGCAGACCUUAGGUUCUUUCAGAACCACUCAUCCCAGAUGGCAGCAUUAGAUUAUCUUGUGUCAUUGGAGAGUGACAUUUUUGUUCCUACAUAUGAUGGAAACAUGGCUAAAGUUGUUGAAGGCCAUCGCAGAUUCCUUGGCUACAAGAAGACAAUCUUGUUGGACAGAAGGCUUUUGGUGGAUCUGAUUGACCAGUAUACUAAUGGAUCUCUAAGUUGGGAUGAGUUUUCUGUUGCUGUAAAGGAAGCUCAUGCGGAUCGCAUUGGGGGACCAAGUGUUAGGAUGGUGAUCCCAGACAGACCAAAAGAGGAGGAUUACUUCUACUCCAACCCUGAAGAAUGCUUACAACCAUCACCACUUGAUCCACUAAGUACUACAUGAUUGUCAUGUUGUGAGAGUGACAUUUGCCAGUGUUCUCUCAGGGUGGUAGCUACUUCGACAGAUGAAAAGGUGAUAGUUCCCUACACAGAGGUGAAGUGAUUACGGUGGUUUUCUUUCUUAAGAGCAUUUAUGAAGGUUAUCACCGGUGGUAAACUUCAAAAAGGCCUGAGCGAAAUCUUCAGAAGGAACCGGAGAAGGUGAAGUUCUUUUAAUAUAUGCUAAUAAUUCAAUUUGUGUAUAGAAGGGUAGCCUGCCAUCACAGUAUGAUAUGAGAUAAAAAUUGGGUUGUACACCGAGGGAAGCAAAUAUAGAAUUGGUUUUACUUUGGAACCUGAGAUUCAUGGAAUGAUCUGACCCUUUCCCUCCCUCGGCCUUCCAUUUUCCUUUUCUUUUAGAUCAGCCAUGAUCUUGUGAGUUCCCUAGCAUUAUAUUUACAUUCUGAAUUUUAUCUGCCAGGUCACCCUGCAAAUUCAUUGCUUCUC
This is a messenger RNA of Mangifera indica (mango), 2554 nucleotides long. RefSeq names its product rhamnogalacturonan I rhamnosyltransferase 1-like. Gene Ontology annotation, cellular component: cytoplasm. The record is from RefSeq and is a predicted model, not a curated record. The transcript is spliced from 8 exons. Bases 546 to 2072 code for a protein of 508 amino acids. NCBI's taxonomy places the organism in Eukaryota, Viridiplantae, Streptophyta, Magnoliopsida, Sapindales, Anacardiaceae.